Messenger RNA from Salvia hispanica, 1167 nucleotides. NCBI's taxonomy places the organism in Eukaryota, Viridiplantae, Streptophyta, Magnoliopsida, Lamiales, Lamiaceae. The record is from RefSeq and is a predicted model, not a curated record.
AUGUCACCUGCUGAAAAGCCACCAAAAUUUGGAGGAUGUUGGACCAAGUGGUACCAGAAGAUGUUGUUCUACUUGACAACAUUGCACGUCGCCAAAUUUCUCGCGGAAAAUGGGCCGCCCGCGCCAAGUGAUCAAGAGACGAGGCUCGAGAUCAUGGCAGACUAUGAAGCAUGGCGCAAAGGAGAUUAUCUUUGUAAAAAUUUCACUCUAAGUGCUUUAGAUGAUAGUUUGUACAAUGUAUACUCCGUUUUAACCACAUCCAAAGAGAUGUGGGAAAACCUAGAAAAGAAGUACAGUAUCGACAAUGUUGCAGGUACAGAACAUGUUGUAGUAUCCAAAUUUAUGGACUACAAAAUGGUCGACUCUCGACCAGUCAUGGAACAAGUUCAAGAGUUCCAAAUGAUCAUCCACGGACUCGUGCUUGAAGGGAUGACUUUGCCCGACAACUUUGUACGGUGCAUACUCAUUGAGAAGCUUCCUCCUAGCUGGAAGGACUUCAAGCUCUACCUCAAGCACAAGCGAAAGAGGAUGACACUUGAAGACUUGAUCGUGAAACUGCGCAUCGAGGCCGAUGUGCGCAAAAGUGAUCAGAAGGUUAAGGUUCACUUGAGGCCAAAGCCAACUUGUUGGAGCGGGACGGUCCCUCCAACAAACGGUCUUGCCCAAAUCAGAAGGACAAAGGGAAUGGGAAACAGCCUGCAAAGAAAUUUGAAGGCGAGUGCCAAAGAAGUGUGGCAAAAUUUGGCCACUUUGCCAAAGACUGUCGUAGCAAGAAGAAGAAGCCUUGAGAACGAGUUCAAGGACUGGGAUGAAGGUGACCUCGUUGUCGUGGUCACCGAAGAAGUGAACCUUUUGGAUAACAAGGGUGGUUGGUACAUUGACACCGGCGUUACUGCUCAUGUCUGCUCCAACAGAAGCAAGUUUGCCUCCUACAUUCUUGUGGAAGGGAGGAAGAUCAAUAUGGGGAAUCAAGCAUUGUCCGACGUACUCGGCAUCAGAAAUGUGAUUCUCAUGAUGACGUCCGGCGUCACAAUUACUUUGAAGGUUGUGUUGCAUGUCCCGGACAUCCGCAAGAACCUAGUGUCAAGAUCAAUACUAGUUAAUAGGGGGUUUAAACUUGUAUUUGAGUCCGAUAGGUUGUGUAACCGAUUGACUUUUCAAGCUUAG